AAGGUGGAGCUGGAGUCGCCAUUCGAUUCCACAUUUCUCGGUUACGAAGUAAAAUCGGCGUCUGUCAUUUGGUCCGUUGGUGUCCUUCGUCGUCAAAUGCCUAAGAAAUCAACAGCUGCAAAAUGGACUCCAGUAUCAAUCCCUGUGAACGUUUUAAAUCCAUUUUUGCUGGAUUUUGCCACAAUUUUGGAGGAAGGAGUCGGCGAGCAUUGGGUGAAAAUUGACGACUUCGAAGUUCGAUACAAGCCAUGCGCGGACCUGAGCCUGAGCCCGUCGGAUUCAAAGAGAUCCGACACGACUCAGAUUCGAAGCAAUUCUCAGAAGAAAACCAGUUGGUUGAAGACUUGCUUCUGGACAAAAUUGAAACGGUCCAUCAGGAAGCCUUCGAAAUCCCCACAAAGGAUGCCUUCGAGAUCGCAUCUGUCGUCUCCUUGUAGUUCACCAAGGAGAUCAUUAAGAGAUGCGCUUAAUUCCUCCGUUUGAUGGUCAGAAUCCUGUCAAAUCCUCCGUCCACCAAAGAAAUUAGAGCGGGGAUAAAGCAACGCUCUUGUGUAGCGCGGUCGAGAUUCAAAAGAUCGAAUAAUAUAAGAAUCAACCAAAUCAGAUUUUGUGGAAAAAAUCAGUCAAUGUUUGAAACUAAUCGUCUGAAAAUUAUCUUUCUUAACAAAAUUUCAAAGUCCGGAGACUUUUUUUUUUUAUUAUGGUGAUUAAAAUAAAAAAGACGUUGAUAUGAGAUAUAUUGCUUACGGCAAAACAAAUACAUUGAUACAUUGAUUCAAAUGCAUA
Molecule: messenger RNA, 786 nt
Organism: Bemisia tabaci
Lineage: Eukaryota; Metazoa; Arthropoda; Insecta; Hemiptera; Aleyrodidae
Source: RefSeq, a predicted model, not a curated record